AUGCCGAGCUCCACAGAAGACUAUACCGUUCUCUCGAAUGUAGUCGUCACAUCACAAGAUGUUUUAAACUGUUGCUAUUCAUCUUGGUAUCCCACCUUCAAAGAUCUAACGGUAUCUGAGGCUAAAAUAAUUCGGCCUCUACCGGCUGGAUUCUUGAAUUACUUGAAUGAGGACGACAUAAGAUUACCUAAGGUGCGACCAUGUGAAAGGACACCGUUUUCCGAAGUUCGCCCCACUUCUGACAACGAGUAUAGCGACUGGUCUGAUGAUGAAGACAGUAGUAACGCCUAUCAAGACCCAUCGGAGGCGUUCAAAGAUGUGCACAAGACGAUAAUCUCCACCAUAUCCGAAUUCGGAGGAGUAGUCACUCCAAAGUUGAACUGGUCAGCCCCUCAAGAUGCUACCUGGAUGAUGGUAGACAAUAGCACAAGAUGCAGAUCUGCCAAUGAUGUCUAUUUGUUACUGAAGUCAUCCGAUUAUAUCAACCAUGACUUGGGCUAUGCCUUUGAUAUAGUUACAGAAGAAUCUGCUCAAGAUGAAGUGAAAGGCUUGGAGUUUGAGCUGGUAUUGAAAAAAUGGUUUGACUUCAACCCUGCCAUGGAAUUCAGGUGUUUUGUUAAAGACAGGCAACUUUUGGCAAUCUCUCAGCGAGACCUGAACUAUUAUGACUUUUUGGAGGACCUGAAAGAUAAAAUAAUAGACAAAAUUGGAGCAUGUUUCGAUGACUCUCUUCUGCCAAAAUUUGAAAGCAACAGCUUCACUUUUGAUGUUUAUCUUGACCGUGACUUGAGGAAGGUGUAUCUUGUUGACUUCAACCCAUUCGCCAGAACCACUAGCUCUUACCUGUUUAGCUGGAACGAACUCAUAACAGGAAAAUUUGACGCAGCAGACCCCGAAAUAAGGCUUGUGACGCAACACAAUUCUGGGCGGUUUGCAUGUAAAGAACACUCUCAAAACCAUGUACCCAAAGAUGUUGUGGAUGCAUCCAUGGACUCUGCAGCAAUGGUGGAAUUAGCCAAAGAAUGGGAAAGAGCUUUGAGACAAAAGUCUGACUUGGCAGAUAAUAGCGAGGAAAAAUAA
Messenger RNA from Kuraishia capsulata CBS 1993, 1080 nucleotides. RefSeq lists its product as uncharacterized. Lineage: Eukaryota; Fungi; Ascomycota; Pichiomycetes; Pichiales; Pichiaceae. Gene Ontology annotation, cellular component: cytoplasm. The coding region runs from base 1 to 1080 and encodes 359 amino acids. The transcript has a single exon. The record is from RefSeq and is a predicted model, not a curated record.